Jatropha curcas is the source of this 1265-nucleotide messenger RNA. RefSeq lists its product as uncharacterized. The record is from RefSeq and is a predicted model, not a curated record. Lineage: Eukaryota; Viridiplantae; Streptophyta; Magnoliopsida; Malpighiales; Euphorbiaceae. Gene Ontology annotation, molecular function: protein binding.
UCCUAUACAAGGAAAAGAAAACGCGAAAACAGAGUAAAGUAAUAAUGGGAGUAAGAGAAGUCAUGGAAGAAGUGAUUGCUGAACUCAUUGUCAAAGAAGAAGUAAAAACUGUUAUGGAAGAAGCGAUCACUAAACUCACUAUCAAAGAAGAACAAACAGAAAUAAUAAGGGAACUAAGGGAUCGUACACCUGCUCACUAUCUGUUUAAGAUCGAAAACUUCUCUAAACUUUCUGAUGCAAAGGUCGAGAAUUUUCAAUCAAGUGAUUUUGAAGUUGGCGGAUACAAAUGGAGGCUGUCUCUUUACCCUGAGGGAAAUAAGAAAAAAAAUGGAGAUAAACACCUCUCUCUAUAUUUAGCACUAUCCAAUUCAAAUGGAUUACCCUUCGGUAGUGGGGUUAAUGCUUUCUUCAAGUUGUUUGUUUAUAAUCAAAUUGAAGAUAAGUAUUUGGCUGUUCAAGAUGGUAAGGAAACAGCAAGGCGUUUUCGUGGAAUGAAAACAGAAUGGGGAUUUGACCAAUUUAUUUCACAUAAUGCUUUUAAUGAUGCCUCAAAUGGAUACCUUAUUGAUGAUUGUUGUGUAUUUGGAGCUGAGGUUUACAUAAUGGAAAAAUGUACUUAUAAAGGUGAGUGCAUGUCUAUUGUGAAGGAGCUUGCUAACAACACCUUCACUUGGAAUGUCCAAAGUUGGCAAAGCAAAGAAAGUCAUAGUUCCGAGGUGUUUGAUAUUGGUGGGUAUAAAUGGAGUUUAUUGCUUUAUCCCAAUGGGAGUGGGACAGAGAUUGGCAAGAGCUUGUCCAUGUUUUUAUACUUAAAAGAUUCAGUAACAAAGAUUAAUGCUGAAUUCAUUCUGCGUGUAAGGGAUCAACUUUCUGGAAAACAUCAAGAAAAGAAAGUUACUCGUGAAUUCUGUACUAAAACCAACACCUGGGGUCACCAUGAUCUAAUUCCUCUUAGAGAUCUCAAGGAUGCUUCGCAGGGAUUCAUAGUUGGUAAUACCGUGGUUGUUGAAGUCCAAAUGCCUUUCAUGAUAGUGGUCAAGGAGUUUCCUUGAAGAUAUUGUGGUGCUAGCUACACUUUCGACUUUUGGAGUAACAGAAAAAAAAAGAAGAAAAUACAAUUAGCCGAAUUAGAAGACACUAAACUUGAACGUUUUUGAGUAUGUUUUCUCCAGGUUGAAUGUUCUUAAUUGACACUAAUAUUAACUAAACUUAAUGUUUUAGAGUAUGUUUUCUCCAGGUUGAAUGUUCUUAAUUGACACUAAUAU